Carcharodon carcharias (great white shark) is the source of this 4399-nucleotide messenger RNA. Its product is annotated as mesenteric estrogen-dependent adipogenesis protein-like. Bases 322 to 1248 code for a protein of 308 amino acids. The record is from RefSeq and is a predicted model, not a curated record. The transcript has 5 exons. NCBI's taxonomy places the organism in Eukaryota, Metazoa, Chordata, Chondrichthyes, Lamniformes, Lamnidae.
CUUCCCGCAGGCAAAUACAGCUACAGUAUCUCGAGUACACAGAGCACCCUGUCUGUCACUGCUAGCUUUCAACCACUUGUUCUGGUUCUACAGGCAACGGCUGUUCAAGGGUGAGUCUGUCUGGGCGAAGGAUGUUUGACUUGGGAGUGUUGACUCAUUUGCAUUCCUCGCCUUUAGUGCACUUUUAAGAAGUAGACUAAAGCCCAUUUUGAUCACACUCCAGUCCUUCACAUCGCCAAGCGUUACGUGUUCGAAACUUAGAUCUUUGGUGUAACCUGUAGAUCCCAGUCGAGCACGUGUUGUUCAUUUUUGGGUGUGGACAUGUCUACCGAUUGCCCCGACUCCUCAGUGACUGACCCUCAUACCCCUCUGCCGCCUGUCUGCCCCUCUGCCACCAACUGUGAGAUCGCGCUGCUGCCGCUGGAGUUGUUGCUCAGUUUGCAGCGGUCGCAAUUCCCUGUGGUGGGGAACAGCAUUCAGAUCAGCAAGGAACCAGGAGCCGGAUACAACGUGAUCUCCAAUGGGCAAGUCAAUGUGGACGGGCAGCAAUGCAACCUGGUCAACAGCAUCCAGAGGAAGAUUACUCUCACAUCUCAUAAGGAAUACAGAAACUUUCAAGAGACCAUAUUAAGCAAACCAAUGGUCCUUUUCACUAAUGUUAAGCUCACCGAAGGUUCUAAAAAUGAAAUGGUUUAUGCCAUUAUUGUGAACACACGUCACCCCAGAAUGAGACAGGAGAUUGAAGAUAGUAUGAAAGACGUCACAGCAUCAGAAAUGGAGACAAACUAUGUCCUCCAGUUCACCUUGCAAAAAACAAUCCAGUCAUACUUCAAUAUGAAAGAGGGAUAUAAAAUACAUGGUCUUAGUUUGGAUUUCACGUGUGAAUUUAAAUGUGAUUCGUUUGAUGUUUUCCAUCGGUUUGAGUGUACUUCAAAGACUAAGGAACUGAAUGGAAAGAUUCUGGACUUGUCUUGCAUAACGGAAGAUGAGAAAUGCAAAGUGAAAAACUUGUUGGACAAGAUGAGUGAGCCUAAUGUUCGAAUGGACAGUGUAUCUGAGCAGAGUUCGGGUGCAGUUUCUUCACUUUGUGCAGGUUCUUCUGAGAAAGAAGUGUUUAGUUCAUCUCGUGCACAACCAUAUGCAAAGAGGACACCUAUAAAGGAAACUUCUUCAACGCAGCUGCCUGUAGUGAAUGAGAAAUCAUAUCUGCUGCAGUUUACACAAAACUUGCCCAAAUAUAUAGAAUGAAUGCUUUUAAGAAAAUGAAAUCAAACUACAAGUCCUUCAACUCAAAAUAAACGUCCCUUUUUAAUUACCUUGAAUAGGCCUGAAUUUGAAAAUGAUGUGUAUGUAAGACCUUUUUAAUUUGCAUAGUAUUUGGAUUAGCCUGGUUAUUACAAAAAACAACAACUCUUGUAAGUGUUUUAUUUAGUAUGACUUGAGGAAUGUAUGGAACUGUUGGUUCUUAUACUGGCACAGGUGAUAAUGGCAGAUCUUUCACUAACCCAUUACAUUAUUGUUAUAGGUGGUUGGAAAGACAUUUGUGUUUGUUUCAUGAUUUCGAAUAGAGUAACUUUUCAGCUUUGCUAACCUGGUUGCGCAGAUCGCCUGCCAUUUUAUAACACCUAUCCAAUGUUCAUUCCACUGAAAUCAAUGGAAUAAUUGAGAGGUGAGUGUUACAAUAGGCAGAAAAUCUGUUCUGCCAGAUUACAACAGGGUGGUGAAAACACAAAAAUACCCCAGUGUGAUUUAAUUGUGGGUUAAAAAAAGUUUCUUUUUGUAUUACUGACCAUAUGGUAACAAUGGGAUCACUCAAGGGACAGGAAGGGUUUAACAACUUCUAACUUUGUGCUUCUGAGGAACUAUGCUCAUUUUACUAACAAAAUAUUCCACUACUUGUGAGGAGGAAGGAAACUCAAAAUAUUGUCACCAAUGAAUUUGUGCUACCUUCUUUUGUGUUAGCUUUGUUGCUCCUUCUACAUUGGAGAUUCAAUUGGAAAUGAGAGGCAAACAUUUUCCAGAUGGAAGUUAAAUGUUUGCGGGCAUAUUUUUAGGAAGACUGAAUACAGAGCCUUGAAUCACGCAUCUACAAAGCCUGAUCCUAAUGAUGCAAACUUUUUGAUGACCUUCUCUACACUGCCUAAACACUCCAUUUGACAACUUGCACAACAAGAAAGAAAAGACUAGUAUUUACAUUGUGUCUUAGUGCAUCUCAGAGGAGUCUCAAAGCAAUGGGAUCUUUAUUUCUUUAUUAUCUAUCUGAUUAGGUAGAUCAAAGCAUGGUUUACUGGUCCAUUUAAUGACCUGUGUGCCUUCAAUAUAGCUCUGCAACAUCAGCCUAGAUUAUAAACCUAAGUCUCUGUAUGGGGUUUGAACACACGGCGUUUGGACCCUGGGAAAAUUGCUGACGGAACAAAAUCUAAGCCUGGAUUUUAACCACCAAUGAGUUUACAGCAAAAAAACCAGGCUGGCAAGUUCAUUUCCCCCUGUAGUGCAUUUUAACCAGCAAGUCGCAUUUAGAAACUGCCAGCCAACUUCCCAUCUCUUCUGUCUGGGAAAAAUGUGAAAUUUCAAUGGGUUUUGGAAUCUGGCUGCUGAAGCCAAGCAAGUUGGUGGGAUAGGUUGCUGAAUCAUCUCGUAAGGUCUCACCACUGGGAAAGGGACACGAGUCCAUGGCAGGGGAGGCCUAAGCUUUCUUUGUGGGGCCUGAAGGAGCAGCCCUUCUCCCAUCUCACAAGAAAAGUGGAAACAAUUUUUUAAAAAAUUACCUCUACGGGCUCUGAUCCUGCUCCUCACGAGGCUGGCCUGAUGGGAAAUUCACUGUGGUCUCUCACUCAGGCCACUGAGUUAAAAUUGCAGUUGAGUUCCAAUAACAUCAAUGGGACCUGAUGUGAGGAUGUAAAGAAAGGAGCCUGCUAGCUUUCAACGAGUAUGCUUGCUUGCUACUUGCUCAGUCAAACAGGUUAAAGUCCCAAAUAAUCAACUCACAGCUGGUCCAGGCCAGGCAAGUAAUACGGAUAUUUUAAUUACCAAGCCUUUUGGUUUCCACAUGGUGUGUAAGGUUAAAAUCUCCCACAUAGCAUUUUCUAUUAUUCCUCUUGAGUUGCCAAUAUUAGGUCACCGCUCCCCACUGCCACAUUGCUAAGACAGCUGAAGUACACCCAGACGCAUAAAAACAAAUAGAGUUUCUUGGGACAGACUAAAGUAACUGCUAGAAUAUCAUUGCUGCCCAUCUGCUCCUUGGCAGAUUGAGGCAACUGACAAAUUUGGAGGCUUUGUCAAAAAUCUACUAUAUGGGUGAUGAUGCUUGUGCUGAAACUUAAAGAAUUAUUUGGUCUGUCUAUCCAACAUAUGGUGCAGUGCAUGUGGUGCAGGUGCAUGUGGCCUUCAUCCCUCCGAAUGAAAAAGCGACUGCAUGUCUUUGGCGAGAUUGUGAAGAUUGUCAAGUAGGGGGAGUUGGCAGAGCGGUGAAGUUGAAUACACAUGAAAUGUCUCCAAUAUAAAAUACUGCCAAAUUCUUAAACAAAUACUAUUAUGGUCACAAAUCUAAGUUUCAGCUAAUUUUUUUCCCGAUAUUCUUUAUCACCCACCUUCACUUAACCAGGCCAGAAAAUGUUUCCUGCCCAGUUGUAAUAACCUAGCCACUACUCAAAGACUUUAGGAUCCCAGAAAUACAUGACACUAUUAUGCUCACUAUUGUAUAAUAAAAAUGCAAUUUGAUAUAUUCAAUCACAUGAAGUUAUUGUCCUGAUAAUGUUUUGUAGGUUACAUGGAAUAAGACAUCACAUCUUCUGGUUCACUCAAGUGUCUCAGUAUAGCAUUCGUUGGGUGUUAGUUGGUGCUGGAUAAACUGUGAAUGAAUGGGUACCUUUUUAAUAUUUUGUACACAUGCCUUAGGUUCCUGCUUUGACAUUCUUAGGUAAAUCGAUAAGGGUCAUUACGAGGAAUCACGUUUAAUUCAAUUCACUACACAGUUCAUUGGUUCUUUCUAUGGACUCCUUUUGGACAUAGAAAUAAGCAGAUUAGUUACCUUGUUGCAAUAUUAUACAGGUUGAUGCACAGAGAUUCACCAACCCCAAAAAGAACUACCGAAGUCUGUGUUUUAAUCAGACAAGUCAUUACUGAUACUACCUUCAAUGGGCUACAAGCAAGCAACUUUCUGGUCCCUCCAUAUCUUGUUAUUUGGUUAAGGACUCAAUUUUCUUCUUCCCAGCUCUUUGCUUUAUAGCUUUCAGAGGUGACCUACUUCUGUAUCUGUUUUUUUACCCACUGCGUUCCUGCAUAUCUACCGCAGAAUCCAAUUGUUGGCUCCUUUGUGACCAAAGCUCUCAAUCCAAUGUUUGUAUAGGUUGAAUAUGCUUUUUAUGUAUUAAAUAAAAUAAAUGUUUUUUUAAAAAAA